AUGGACCUGAAGAGGAAUCCUGGCAGAAUUUCUUGUCCAGGCUCAGCUGCAGUCCGGGUGACUGAUUUGAGCUGGCAAGGCAACCUAAAUCCGAGUCCACUGAUUAAAGAUGACGGAGAGUUACUUAUGGAUGAAUACCUUUCCCCCAGGAAACUGAAAAUUUUGACAGGGGUAGAUGAUCUGCAGCAAGUGAAGGCCCUAGAGGUGCAAGUAGAUACAAGAGAGAACAGCUUGGGAAACUUUGGUGCCUAUCUACCUAAUCUGAGAGAACUGAAGUUAAACAAUAGCUUGCUUGUGUCUGUGAGGGAUCUUGGAACAACGUUGUCCCAUCUCCACAUCCUGUGGAUGGCUCACUGUGGGCUCUCAGAUUUAGAUGGGAUCUCUUCCUGCAGCUCUCUGAAAGAACUCUACAUAGCUUAUAACAAUAUCUCUGACCUGAGCCAGCUGACCUGGUUGGAUCACCUUGAGGUUUUGGACCUGGAAGGGAACAAUAUUGAGGACAUCAACCAGAUGGAGUACCUGGGACUUUGUUGCAAGCUGAGCCGCCUGACAGUGGAGGGCAACCUUAUUUGUCUGAAGCCAAAUGCAGAAUCUGCAGAGGAACCAGAUUAUAAUUACAGAGCUGAAGUAAAAAAACUCAUUCCCCACUUGGAGUAUUUGGAUGAAAUACCAGCAAGCCAGACAGCUCUCCUUCCUUCCAAGAAGAUGCAUGAGGAUUGGCUAAUCAUCAAGGAAUCCAUCAAGGAAGGUGGUUUAGCUAGAGACAUUUCAUGGUUAGAUCCAUAUCUUGGGGCAGUAGCAAGGCAGACUGGAUGCAGCCCAAGACCCCCGACAACUACCAGACCUGGAACUGCACAGUGGUCUGCUAAUGCAGGGAGAUCUAGCAGUGCCUGCCUCUUGUAUGGCGGCUGUCCUCUUCCAAAUCCCGCUGUUUCUAAAAAGCUGUUCACAGUAGAUGACUCCAGUGAUUUGACACAUGGACUCAGUCAAGUUAUAUGUGGGAACCCUACCAAGGCCCUGCAUGCAAGGAGGCAAAAGCUGGGUGCACCUGCAGUGAGCCCUUUGAAACUGUGCAGUCUGAGGACAGAAAACCUUUACGCCUCUGGAAGAGGAGGAGAUCUGCACCAGGAAGAUAUGUUCUCUGAACUAAGAGUAUGGAGAGAGCAGCACAAGCGGUGCCAGCAAACAGGUCAGCAAGAAAAAGCCGCCCAAGCACUGAAGGUAUCUCUUAGCGAUGAGGAAGAGACCUGUGAUGAGGACCUCAUUGAAAGGAUUUCACUUGAUUCUUCUUGCCACUCCUCUCCAGGUUCAUCACAGGCUCAGGGUGCAGGGUUUACCAACCUGAACCAUUGUCUAAUUCCAUCCCCUCCAAAAAGCCCUUCACCUGCAUCUGUAAUGGGUGUUGCAGCAAGACCCAGGAAAAUGAGAAACUACAGGGUAAGAUGCCUAAAAAUACCCAGCCAAGAGGAGGACAGGCAGUGGACACAGCAAUGCCACUCAAGGAUUCAUCAAGAAACUUCAGCCCAGCCUCUGCACAAAGAACUUGCUCUCCAGAGCCAGCACAGCGUGCCAACUGCCUCUGGAUGCCGAGGGAAGCGCCAGCCUGCUUGGAGCAUCAGUCGGCAAAGUCCUGUUUCAGGACCAGCAACUGUUGGUUCAACAAGCAUCAGGCCCAUCAUGGAUGAGAGCACUCCUGAAGAGAUCAACCACCACAAGCCAGCUGUCUACUCAUCCUCAAAAGCCUCGGAGAGGUUUGGGCUGAUGAACACUGCCCGGCCCCUGACUGCCAGGGCCAUGCUGCAGUCAUUGUCAGACAGACCCACUGCCUCAGCAACAUCUCAGAACAAAAGUCCCUGGUCCUAG
Molecule: messenger RNA, 1863 nt
Organism: Charadrius vociferus (killdeer)
Lineage: Eukaryota; Metazoa; Chordata; Aves; Charadriiformes; Charadriidae
Gene: LRRC56
Product: leucine rich repeat containing 56
Exons: 13
Coding region: 1-1863 (620 amino acids)
Molecular function (GO): protein binding
Source: RefSeq, a predicted model, not a curated record